GUAAAGGAGAGUUGUUAUGAAUAGAUAGAAAUGACAGGUGGGGGCCCUUCACGAUACAUAUUGGUUUAGCGAUCUGUGUCACCUUGGUAUAGACGCUAAAAGACGAUCAGGACUUUAAGCACACAGAACAUUUUAUACAAAAAUGAACUCAAAAAUAUUGGGUAAUAAACUGGGUUUCAAAUCUGGAGUCUCUAAAACAGACACUGAUAUGGAAAAACUGAUGAAAGAAAACGCAGCUCUAAAAAAGACAAUGGAGGAAAUGUCCAAAUUGAAAGGAAAAAUAUCUGAUACAGAACGAAACCGAUUACUAGAGAAAAUACUAGAAUUGGAAACUCAGAAGGAGAGAAAUGACCAAGAGAACUCCAGUAAAAACGAAGAAAUUGCUAAACUGAAAGAAGCACUAAGGUCUAAAAAUAAUACAAAUGGCUUCAGUGCCGCCCUGGAAGAAAAAGCAAAGGCUGCUGAAAUGAUCGCAGAGGAUUUAAGGAACCAAAUAACUACUUUAACUGCACGAUGCGUAGCACUGGAGUCUGGGGUAACAGUGCAGCAAAAUUCUCAGGAGGAAACUCAGAAGCACCACAAAAAACUUUUACUCAAUGCACAAAAAGAUCUUGAAGUAGAAAAGAUAACAACUGCCCAGUUGAACGAGGACCUUUCUACCUUGAGACAACUAUAUGAACGAGAAAAGAAAGAAGUAAAGUUUCUAUCAAAGUCUCUACAGUCGCUGCAGGAUAGCGACCGGCAGCAGAGAGGAGAUGAGAAGAAACGCUGGCAUGACAAGAUUCAGAGGUUAAAGAGUGAGUUUGAUUCAACUCGGAUACAACUUGAUGAAGAAAAGAAAAAAUCAGCUGAUCUUUCAAACCAGAUUCAGAUGCUGCAGCGAUCUGCACAGAAACAGCAAGAGGAACAAACAAGAAUAGCUGCUCUAGAGCAGCAGAUCCAUAGAUGCACAAGUGAUUUUGAAAAUGAGAAAUCUGACAGGCAAAAAAUUCAGCAUCAGCUGUACAAAGUUUUGAAAGAAUUGCGAAUGGCACGAGAAGAGAUUACAAGGCUGAAGCCAAAGCAACACCUUUCUGAGUUCAGCUACACUGAAUUGUCCAGUAACUUGCAAAGAGCCUUUGAAGACCAACUGUCUAUGAGAGAACAAUUACCGUCGCCAAGACGUUCAAGUCAUCUGGAUGAAAGUUUCUUAGAGUGUCCUAAAUGCAGUGCAGUGUAUCCCACAAGCCAACACAGAGAGUUACUCGCUCACUUGGACUACUGUACCAGCUGAGAGUCAUAGCUACUUACUAGAAAAGCCUAAACUGACAUGCAAUUUGGAUUUUUUUAAACUGUCCUGCACGGAAGCUUUCUUUAUUAAAUAACUUUGUGUAAUAUUUAUUUGUUUUUAUUACCUCUACAUUAUAAAUUAUACAGUGUCUUUCCCCACAUUAUGCACUGUAUUCUUUGACUUUAGCAUCCUUUGUGAUCUAAAGAAAGUGAUUUACUUUGUGCUUGCAGAUACAAUAUUUGUUAAAUUGUAAUUUGUUGCAUAGGUCAAUAAAUAUUCUUUUUGCCCUGUUACUAUUAGAACGUACAUAAAUAUUUUUUAUUUUAUUUAUUGUUUGCAACUGAACUACUGACACGUUAUUUAACAUUAUGUGGGUCAAUUUCUGUUCCAAGUCUAAACAUUAAAACUGGUAGUAACAACAAACAUUUCAAUAGUUUGUUUUGUAGCUGGAUCAGAAUUUCUUGAUGACAACUUUACUGAGCAACCCCAUUUCAUAAGGGUAGAAUUUAAUUUAUAUUUUACACUCCAUCCAUAACUGUAUAUGACUCGUUACUUAAAUUACAUGACUGUUUUUAAGAUCAAUCUUGACUUUUUUAAAAAUUAUUAAAAAUUAAUUAAAAAAAUUAUUAUUUUGCUUAUAAAAGUCUUUGUAAACUGUUCUGCGUCUAUUCAGUUUGCAUCAUUGGCAAACUGAUUUUAAAAUUGUCUUAAAUUUUUCAUUUGCACUUGUUUCCAAAAUAGAUUAUGACUUUUUUUUUUAUUUCUGCUGGGCAUGUAUCUAUUAAUAUAUAUAAUUUUUAUCAGAGUACAUUUUUGGUUUAUAUUAUAAAAUGUAAUAAACAUUUUUUUUCUGCUA
Molecule: messenger RNA, 2126 nt
Organism: Bombina bombina (fire-bellied toad)
Lineage: Eukaryota; Metazoa; Chordata; Amphibia; Anura; Bombinatoridae
Gene: CEP55
Product: centrosomal protein 55
Exons: 8
Coding region: 143-1273 (376 amino acids)
Biological process (GO): regulation of phosphatidylinositol 3-kinase/protein kinase B signal transduction; mitotic cytokinesis
Source: RefSeq, a predicted model, not a curated record